Telopea speciosissima is the source of this 804-nucleotide messenger RNA. RefSeq lists its product as uncharacterized. The coding region runs from base 1 to 804 and encodes 267 amino acids. Gene Ontology annotation, molecular function: RNA-DNA hybrid ribonuclease activity; nucleic acid binding. Lineage: Eukaryota; Viridiplantae; Streptophyta; Magnoliopsida; Proteales; Proteaceae. The transcript has a single exon. The record is from RefSeq and is a predicted model, not a curated record.
AUGUUCAUGCAGAUCCACUGUGUUCGGUGUGGGGAAUGUGAAACCAUUUCUCAUGUUCUUUUGGGUUGUUCCUAUGCUCGUGCAGUGUGGUUUGGUAGUCCACUUGGUUCUAACUAUUUAUUGAAUGCUAAUCUGGAUUUUUCGGAUUGGGUAUCUGCAUGGAAAUCAUUUUCCACUUUGGGAAAGAAGGAAUCCAAAUCAUUGAUUACUCUAUGUAGCUUUUUCUAUUGGCACAUAUGGCUAUCUAGAAAUGAUUUGGUUUUUGGACGCAAGACUUGGCAGCCUAAUGAAGUUAUUUCAGCAGCGUUGAGGGCAUUCCACGAGUAUAGUGUUGUACAUAUGGCUGGCCUAUCUACUCCUGGAACAUCUGUUGCAUCACCUCCCCAAUGGGUAGUGCUUGUAGUAGGUACGGUGAAAUGCAAUUGUGAUGCUAGUUUUUCAGCAUCUUUCAACAAGGCAAGUAUGGGUUUUGUAUGUAGGGACCACAACAGUUUGCCGCUUAAAGGUUUCUCGUGUCCAUCUUCUUUCUCGGACAUUAUGGUUGGUGAAACUCUUGUUGUUCGGCUGGCGAUGCAAGAGAUGGUUGCAAAUGGUUUUGAGAGGGUUGUUAUUGAGUCUGAUAGUAAGAGUCUCAUUACCUACAUUGAGAAUGGUGGCGGUGCGGCUCCUUUCCAUGUUAAGACUCUAGUGGACGACAUCAUUUACCUCUCUUUAUCUUUUGUAUCUUGUAGUUUUGUUUGUAUUUCAAGGGAGAUUAAUAGCGUUACUGACUCCUUGGCUAGGAGGGCUUUGUCGCACGACUGA